AUGCCAGACUGGUCGGAAAAAGACAUCAAAAACGCGGAAGUCGACGUGUCCAAUGGCAAACCCGCGCGCAAAGCCGUCAAAGACUGGGGUAUCCCCUACACCAACCUCUACCACCGGAUCACGCCCGGCAAGAAGACAUGCAGACAGGCCAAGCAGGACGUGCCCCAAAAGUGGUCCCUGGCUGCCUGGGCUAUCUCGCAGGCGGAGCUGCGGUUCCCCGUCACCCGCCCUCAGAUCAAGGAGUUUGCGUUGAAGGUGCUCUCCGCAUAA
Messenger RNA from Colletotrichum fioriniae, 270 nucleotides. NCBI's taxonomy places the organism in Eukaryota, Fungi, Ascomycota, Sordariomycetes, Glomerellales, Glomerellaceae. The record is from RefSeq and is a predicted model, not a curated record.